This is a messenger RNA of Dermacentor albipictus, 3069 nucleotides long. RefSeq names its product DNA topoisomerase 1-like. NCBI's taxonomy places the organism in Eukaryota, Metazoa, Arthropoda, Arachnida, Ixodida, Ixodidae. The record is from RefSeq and is a predicted model, not a curated record.
AUGGCGGCGAGCGAGCCGGGCAGUGGAGUCCAGAUGAGGAGCCGAGAAGAGUCUGAGAGCUUCCGCGCCCGGGUCCAGUUCCGCAAGUCCCAUUCGGGGCCUCCCAAGAUGGAGGGCUACCUCCGCAAGAGGACCGCGAAGCUGAACCUCAAGUGGUUCUGGCGCAAGUACUGGUUUGUGCUGGACGGCCGCUCUUUGCUCUACUUCAAGUCAGAGUCAAACUACAACUCUCUCGGCACCUGCAAGGGUCUGGUGGACUUCGGCUUGGUACAGGCAGUCAGGCCGUCGCAUGGUUCCAAGAAUAUCUACGCUAUGGAAGUCAUCACCCGGUCUGACGUCAUACACCUCGCGGCCGAUGACUGGCAGACGCGGCAGGUAUGGGUGGCGGCGCUGCAGGCGGCCAUCCAGAUCAGCGAGGUCUCGUGGCCCUUCAAGGUGCAGCUGGACAACGCGCCCAAACUGGUGCAGAUGCAGCGAGGGGAAAUUUGCAACUCUGCGCCAGCCUCCGACUGCGAGGGACGGCGUUCCAGGCACAACGAUCGCGGCCAGAAGACGUCCAGCCUGAUCAUCUACGAGAACGUCAGCAUCGAGACCACGACGCAAGACAACGAAGUCUCCUCCGAUCGUCGGCCCUCCAGCGAAGGUGCCAUCUACCAGCAGAUAUCGGAAGCAGAAUCAAACGCACACGACUCGGAACAAAGAGCGUCGGACGGUAGCGGCAACGCUCUAGGCAAGGCCCGUCCUUGUUCGCACACGAAGAAGGACAAGGGAUACGGCGGCAUGCUAAGGAGGGCUCGCUCCUUCAGCUGCGGUCUGAUGUCCGCAAAGGGCCGUCUGACAGGCUUCCACCGACACCGCGACAAGUCAGCGAAAACCGGAAGCAAAGUUUCGCCCAGCCGGAAGCACGACUCUUCUUCCGCUAGCCUGGCUCAGACCCCAGACUCGAGCCGCGUGUCCAAGGAAGCGGAAACAGCGUCGCACAAGAAGCAGGACUCGGUCGGUUCCGUCCGAUCGGGAGAACUGCCUUCUAGACAGACUAGCAGCUGUUCGAACCGGGCCUCGCACCAGAAGCAGGGCUCCACGGGAUCGGCGAACUUGAGACACGACCCGACGAUGCCGGCGGCGCGAAAUCAAAUCGCCUCCUUCUCCUCGUCCGGUCGCGACGACGAGCGUCGCAUCACGGCGUGCCUGGACGUGAACCCGACUUACCAGACGGCCGGAGAGUCGAGGGGCGACGGCCUCGCGACCGAGCCCACCGCGCGGAAACGGUACAACUCUUCGUCGUGCCAGGACGAAGACUUUGUCCCGGAGUGUCCGUCCAGGCCGCAUCCCCCGAGUCCGAUGCCGCGGAGUGACGUGUGCGCUGCGAUGCCCAGCCGCGACUACGGGGAAGUGUACGAAAACCACGUCCCGCCGCCUUUGGUCGACAAGGUUGGCGACGACGAAAGACAGCGAAAGAAGAGAAAGCCUCCGAAUCUCAGACUGGAUCAAAUCGACGCGAUGAUUCCGAACUGCGACUACGCCGAAGUGCGCGACGAACACGUCCUUCCGUCUCCCCGGCGGCGGUCGGUGGACGACGCCAGCCAGGAACGAACGUGCGCUGCGGAACAGUCGAUAAUGAAGGCACCGAGCUGGGAAUACGCCGAAAUCGACGACGGUCCGUCGCUGUCCAGGACAUUCUCGAGUCCUCCGUGCGUCGGCAGCGUCAAAAUGCCCCUAGCGAGAAGGCCCUCGAACCCCGAGUCAUCCGUAUCGAGGAAAACGAGCAAGGACUCGGCGGACGACUCCUCCCUGCACAUCUACCAGGAAGUUCGCGGCUCGUCUCGCAGUCCGUCGCCGCAGCCUUCGCCGCGCACCGUGUUCAUGGCGUCGACAGCGUCGAGCACGAGGCCCGCAGACAUGGAGGACGAGGAGGAGAGCUACUACUCCAGCAUCUCGGAGGAAGAUCUCAGGCGGUACCAGUGGUCCAGCGAUCUCGCCCGUGUAGGCGAGACCUCCGAGACCGGCACCGAGUCGUCCACGUACAACACGGCCGACGCGAGCGGCAGCAGCGAGGCGCUGGCCGAGACCGGCUACAUGGAGGACAACCCACACAUCACCAUCACGGCCACCGACAGCAGCCACAGCAGCAGCGGUAGCAGCCGCAUCGGCACGGCCCCGUCGAGCGAGGCGAUGCGCGAGCUUCGCGAGCUGCUCGACUGCCUGGGGACCGAGAACGACGGCAGCCUGCUCACGGGACAGAGGAGCAUCGCCAGGGCCCGGCAGCUCCUGGUGCGGGAGAUGGCCGCCAACGAGGCCUGACGGACGCACGAAAACGUUCGCAGUGCAAAUAAAGACGAGGUCAAACACGCAGUCCGCGUGACAGGCGCUAAACUUCCAACUGAGGUUCGUUUAGAGAAUGCCGCACACUAAAGGUGCUCCAAAGAUGAUGAGCUGCGUUAGUAAAUUACGCUUCUGCAGCACCAAAUAAGCCACACUCACCGUGAGAAGAGGCUUGGUAGGUCAGUAAGGGCGCAACAGCUUAAGACGGCUGGCGAUACCGCCUUGAAAUUCCUGCACCUGCCCGUGAUAACAUCCUCAGUUUUCACGGCGUCUGCUCGGGCCGGGUCAGUUUAUAUCAGUAAAGAUGAACUACACUGCACUAUAAAGAAGUCAGAGUGAAUGUAGCACAGUUAAAUAACUUCUACUGCUCCCCAACGGCUUAAACACAACGACAUACUUUGAGAUCCGUGACGUGACACAUAGUGGAAAAAAUUUAAAAUUGAAAAAAAGUGCAACUUUGGCAUUCCCUUUUCUUUCUAACAAUCGCCCUUAUUAAUGCAAAAUCGCCAAAAAUUUUUAAAAAUCUACUUUAUCAGUCGACAUUGAUUUGGUGUUUCCCUUUAGUGUCUCUUUAAAUACAAACACGUGACCACUAUUGGGUAAUCUUGCAUUGACACUGUGAUUCUCAAUGCCAGUCACGUGCUUGGAUUUACAAUGAGGCAUUACAUUUCUUCAAUAAACCUCAGUUGGGAGCUUAGCACCUGUCCAGUGGACUGCAUCUGUGUACUGGUCUUUAGUGCACUAUGA